AUGCUGCGGCAGGUUCUACACAGGGGCUUGAGGACGUGUUUCUCCCGGCUCGGCCACUUCAUUGCCAGUCACCCUGUCUUCUUCGCCUCGGCGCCGGUGCUCAUCUCCAUCCUGCUCGGCGCCAGCUUCAGCCGCUACCAGGUCGAGGAGAGCGUGGAGCACCUGCUGGCGCCCCAGCACAGCCUCGCCAAGAUCGAGCGCAACCUCGUCAACAGCCUCUUCCCGGUCAACCGCUCCAAGCACCGGCUGUACUCGGACCUGCAGACCCCUGGGCGCUACGGCCGGGUCAUCGUCACCUCCUUCCAGAAAGCCAACAUGCUGGACCAGCAUCACACUGACCUGAUCUUAAAGUUGCAUGCUGCUGUGACCAGGAUCCAGGUUCCAAGGCCUGGAUUUAAUUACACAUUUGCUCACAUCUGUAUCCUGAAUAACGAUAAGACUUGCAUUGUGGAUGACAUCGUGCAUGUCCUAGAGGAGCUAAAGAAUGCUCGGGCCACCAACCGGACCAAUUUUGCUAUCACGUACCCGAUCACUCACUUAAAAGAUGGGAGGGCAGUUUAUAAUGGGCACCAGCUGGGAGGCGUCACUGUGCACAGCAAGGAUCGAGUGAAAUCCGCAGAGGCCGUCCAGCUCACCUACUACCUGCAGUCCAUCAACAGUCUCAACGACAUGGUGGCGGAGAGGUGGGAGUCCAGCUUCUGUGACACCGUCCGACUGUUCCAGAAAUCUAACAGCAAAGUCAAAAUGUACCCUUACACAUCCUCCUCGCUGAGGGAAGACUUCCAGAAGACCAGCCGUGUAUCAGAACGUUACCUGGUCACCAGCCUGAUCCUGGUGGUCACCAUGGCCAUCCUCUGCUGCUCCAUGCAAGACUGCGUCCGCAGCAAACCCUGGCUGGGCCUGCUCGGGCUGGUGACCAUAAGCCUCGCCACCCUCACUGCGGCUGGGAUCAUCAAUCUGACUGGUGGGAAAUACAAUUCCACCUUCCUGGGAGUCCCUUUCGUCAUGCUAGGUCAUGGAUUAUAUGGGACUUUUGAAAUGUUAUCCUCCUGGAGGAAAACUAGAGAAGACCAACAUGUUAAAGAGAGAACUGCAGCAGUCUAUGCAGACUCCAUGCUCUCCUUUUCUCUCACCACUGCCAUGUACCUGGUCACCUUCGGCAUAGGGGCCAGCCCUUUCACGAACAUUGAGGCAGCCAGGAUUUUCUGCUGCAAUUCUUGUAUCGCAAUUUUCUUCAACUACCUCUAUGUACUCUCGUUUUAUGGUUCCAGCCUGGUAUUCACUGGCUACAUAGAAAACAAUUACCAGCAUAGUAUCUUCUGUAGGAAAGUCCCAAAGCCUGAGGCAUUGCAGGAGAAGCCGGCAUGGUACAGGUUUCUCCUAACGGCCAGAUUCAGCGAGGACACUGCAGACGGUGAGGAAGCGAACACUUACGAGAGUCACCUAUUGGUAUGUUUCCUCAAACGCUAUUACUGUGACUGGAUAACCAACACCUAUGUCAAGCCUUUUGUAGUUCUAUUUUACCUUAUUUAUAUUUCCUUUGCCUUAAUGGGCUAUCUGCAGGUCAGUGAAGGGUCAGACCUUAGUAACAUCGUAGCGACGGCGACACAAACCAUUGAGUACACUACUGCCCAGCAAAAGUACUUUAGCAACUACAGUCCGGUGAUUGGAUUUUACAUAUAUGAGUCUAUAGAAUACUGGAACACUAGUGUCCAAGAAGACGUGCUAGAAUACACCAAGGGGUUUGUGCGAAUAUCCUGGUUUGAGAGCUACUUAAAUUACCUUCGGAAACUCAAUGUGUCCACUGGCUUGCCUAAGAAAAACUUCACAGACAUGUUGAGAAAUUCCUUCCUGAAAGCCCCCCAAUUUUCCCAUUUUCAAGAGGACAUAAUCUUCUCUAAAAAGUAUAAUGAUGAGGUUGACGUAGUGGCCUCCAGAAUGUUCUUGGUGGCCAAGACCAUGGAAACGAACAGAGAAGAACUCUAUGAUCUCCUGGAGACCCUGAGGAGACUUUCUGUCACCUCCAAGGUGAAGUUCAUUGUCUUCAACCCGUCCUUCGUGUACAUGGAUCGAUACGCCUCCUCCCUGGGAGCCCCCCUGCACAACUCCUGCAUCAGUGCUUUGUUCCUGCUCUUCUUCUCGGCAUUCCUGGUGGCAGACUCUCUGAUUAACGUCUGGCUCACUCUAACGGUUGUGUCCGUGGAGUUUGGAGUUAUAGGUUUCAUGACAUUAUGGAAAGUGCAACUGGACUGCAUUUCCGUGCUAUGCUUAAUAUAUGGAAUUAACUACACAAUUGACAACUGUGCUCCACUCUUAUCCACCUUUGUUCUGGGCAAGGAUUUCACAAGAACGAAGUGGGUAAAAAAUGCCCUGGAAGUGCAUGGGGUAGCGAUUUUACAGAGUUACCUCUGCUAUCUUGUUGGUCUGAUUCCUCUUGCAGCUGUGCCUUCAAAUCUGACCUGUACACUGUUCAGGUGCUUGUUUUUAAUAGCGUUGGUCACCUUCUUUCACUGCUUUGCCAUUUUACCUGUGAUACUGACUUUCCUGCCACCCUCUAAGAAAAAAAGGAAAGAGAAGAAAAAUCCUGAAAAUCGGGAGGAAAUUGAGUGUGUCGAAAUGGUGGAUAUCGAUAGCACCCGAGUGGUUGACCAGAUUACAACAGUGUGA
Molecule: messenger RNA, 2667 nt
Organism: Budorcas taxicolor (takin)
Lineage: Eukaryota; Metazoa; Chordata; Mammalia; Artiodactyla; Bovidae
Gene: PTCHD1
Product: patched domain containing 1
Exons: 3
Coding region: 1-2667 (888 amino acids)
Biological process (GO): chemical synaptic transmission; cognition
Cellular component (GO): synapse; plasma membrane
Source: RefSeq, a predicted model, not a curated record